CGAGCCCUGGGGCCCAGCGCAGCGUCCUGGCCGCAGGAGGGAGUCCAGGGAACAGGACAGCCACCGUGAAGGGCUCAAGCAAAUUUAAUAUGGCUGGACCUAGUGCCUUUUCUGUUUAUGCCCUCCGUUUGGGGCCUGGGGAAGACAUCGUCACCUCUUUGUUAAAAUUUGUAGAAGAUAAGAAGCUAAAAGCUCCAUUUGUCAUGACUUGUGUGGGAAGCAUCACCAAAGCAACGCUGAGACUGGCCAACGCCACUGCUUCGAAUACUAAUCAGAUUAUUCAUCUAAAUGAGAGGUUUGAAAUCGUCUCCUUGGUGGGAACCCUGAACAAAGCACUUCAUCUCCACAUCUGCCUGUCUGAUAAGGAUGGGAAGACUGUCGGAGGGCAUGUUAUAAGUGACUUGGAAGUCUUCACUACAGCUGAGAUAGUGAUCGGCGAAUGCACGGGCCUGCAGUUCACCCGGGAGAUGGAUGAUCGCACAGGUUUCCCAGAACUUGUCAUUAGUUCUCGCUCUGAAAAGGCUUAGUAAUUUCUGCCCUGUAAAUUAUGUGACAUGCCUCAAAAAAAGUGGAUUAAAUAAAUGGGGUUGGAGCAUGCCUUCCUUUCUCUUAGCUUUUAGCUUAUUGAUUCAGACAUAUUUUCACGCGGAGAAUAAUCAAUUCUUCAGUGGGUGGACAGAAUAAAAUAAUUUCAGGCAAACUC
Messenger RNA from Malaclemys terrapin pileata, 703 nucleotides. RefSeq names its product bifunctional protein GlmU-like. The record is from RefSeq and is a predicted model, not a curated record. NCBI's taxonomy places the organism in Eukaryota, Metazoa, Chordata, Testudines, Emydidae. Bases 90 to 527 code for a protein of 145 amino acids. The transcript is spliced from 3 exons.